AUGCCUCCAGAGAUGUAUGAUGAGAUGCUGGAUCGAAUUGGCCCACGUAUACAUAAGAUGGACACCAACUACUGGCUGGCGAUAGAUCCUGGGGUGAAACUGGCCACAACUUUGCGAUACCUGGCGACUGGUGAUAGCUACACAACAGUGUCCUAUUCUUUCAGAGUGUCACGCCAUACAGUUGCUGCCUUCAUUCCUAUUGUGACCAAGGCUAUUGUCGAAGAUUACAAAGAUGAAGUAAACCCCUGUCCUGUAACUGCUGAAGAAUGGAAAGAAAUCGCUGAUGAAUUUCAGAAGAGGUGGAAUGUGCCACACGCCCUUGGAGCUCUGGAUGGUAAACAUUGCGCAAUCAGGAAACCUCCUAACAGUGGGUCGCUGUACUAUAACUACAAGAAGUUCUGCUCUUUGAUUUCUGCAUCAGAACUUAAGGAGAGCGUUAAACAAGGUAUGCUGAAUCUGCCUGCUCCAGCGCCAAUGCCCAACGACGACGUUGAAUUCCCCUUCUUCUUUCUGGUUGAUGAUGCCUUUGCUUUACGUAACUACAUGAUGAAGCCCUACUCAAGAAGAGGUUUGAGCAGAGAGGAGGUCAUCCUCAACUACAGGAUAUCCAGGGGCAGACGUGUUGUGGAAAACGCCUACGGGAUUUUGGCUAGCCGGUGGCGGUGCAUGCUAACGCCUAUGCAAGUAAUCCCUGAAGUAGGCAGACUGAAUGUGGAAGCAAGUGUGAUUCUUCAUAACAUCAUGAGGAUGAGGUACCCACAGAUGCAGAAUGCAGAAAUGGAUAAGGAAGAUGAAGACCAUAAUCUUAUCCCAGGAGAGUGGAGAAAUGGAGCUGCGAUGCAUGACCUUGCCCAAAACCUUGGCCACAACAGGGACAAUGUUGAAGGAAAGAACCAGAGGGACUAUCUCAAGCACUACUUCAACAGUCCAGCUGGGUCGAUUCCUUGGCAGGAUAGAACUCUUCAGCCCAGAGACAACUUAAGAUAUUGA
Molecule: messenger RNA, 990 nt
Organism: Mya arenaria
Lineage: Eukaryota; Metazoa; Mollusca; Bivalvia; Myida; Myidae
Exons: 2
Coding region: 1-990 (329 amino acids)
Source: RefSeq, a predicted model, not a curated record